Mangifera indica (mango) is the source of this 1661-nucleotide messenger RNA. Its product is annotated as serine carboxypeptidase-like 18. Gene Ontology annotation, biological process: proteolysis; secondary metabolic process. Gene Ontology annotation, molecular function: serine-type carboxypeptidase activity; acyltransferase activity, transferring groups other than amino-acyl groups. NCBI's taxonomy places the organism in Eukaryota, Viridiplantae, Streptophyta, Magnoliopsida, Sapindales, Anacardiaceae. The transcript has 14 exons. The coding region runs from base 71 to 1495 and encodes 474 amino acids. The record is from RefSeq and is a predicted model, not a curated record.
CUGGUAUGUAUAAAUAAAUACAAACAGACUUCGCAGUAGACAACUCAUCUUUUCACACCACUGAAAUAACAUGUCUUCAGAUUACACCAAAUAUUUCUCAGCCUUCAACUGGUUGGCUUUCUUCUUUGUUUUUAUUUUCCUGAAGAAUGCCGACUGUGGCCAGAUUGUGAGGAAUUUGCCUGGAUUCUCCGGUACUCUUCCCUUCAAGCUUGAAACUGGAUAUGUGAGCGUGGAAGAUUCAGAGCUGUUCUACUUGUUCGUGGAGUCGCAGGGAAAUCCUGAAGUGGAUCCUGUUCUUUUUUAUGUCGUUGGAGGCCCUGGUUGUUCAGCUUUGAAUGGCUUCUUCUUCCAAACUGGUCCACUACAGUUCAAUCAAAGUGACUACACUGGUGGCUUGCCGUCGUUGCAUUUGUACGAUUACACAUGGACCAAGACUGCCAGUAUAGUUUUUGUGGAUACCCCUGUUGGCUCUGGUUAUUCCUAUGCUUCAACAGCUGCAGGCUUCGUUCUUUCGGACUCCAAGUUUGCAAAUCAGACUUAUAACUUCAUCAGAACUUGGUUGAAUGAACAUCCUCAAUACAUUCCGAACCGAGUCAUUCUUGCUACUGAUUCUUAUUCUGGUAUCAUUGCUCCAGUCGUUGUUGAAAAAAUAUUGGAAGAUAAUAAAGCUGGAGUUGAGCCAUCAAUAAGUCUACUGGGAUACAUCAGUGGAUCACCGCAUUCAGAUCUGGAGCUUGAAACCAAUGAUGAGAUACCACAGGCCUAUAAGCUGGGACUUAUAUCCAAAGGCAUAUACGAAUCAGCCAAAGACUACUGCAAUGGCUCUUACGUUGAUUGGGGAACCACUACCGUCUCUGCAGAUUGCGAGGAGUAUUUGGAAAUAAUGAGUAACUUACUGGAACAAAUAAAUUCAGAAAUGGUGCUGGCUCCAAAGUGUGCUACAAUAAAACCAGAAUCGGAUAACGAUAGAAAGAAGAGAAGAUUUCUGCAGGAAAAUUCCGGACAUUAUCGUCUUACUCCUGGAGCAAACGACUACUGGUGCAAGAAUUUUGCUUAUCUGCUCGUUACCAUAUGGGCAAAUAAUGAAGGAGUUCAAAGGGCUUUGCAUGUUCGAGAGGGAACAAGUCAAGAAUGGCGUAGGUGCAACCUUACCUUGAAGACGAACUAUGACGUUGAUAUUGGGAGUAAUUUUGACUAUCACAAAGAUCUUACAAAAACAGGCAUCCAAGUUUUGCUUUACGGUGCCGACCAUGAUCUUGUUGUUCCGCAUAUAUCAACAGAAUAUUGGCUAACUGAACUUGAUUUAACUUUGGACGAAGAUUGGCGACCCUGGUAUGUUGGUGGUCAAGUUGCAGGAUACACGAUGAAGUAUUCAAAUUAUGGAUAUCGACUGACUUAUGCCACAGUCAAGGGAUCAGGUCACUCUCCCACUGAGUGGAAAGGAAGAGAAAGUUAUGAAAUGUUCGAAAGGUGGAUCCAUUUUUACCCUCUAUAGUUAGCCUGCUACAACUGAAGCCACUCCCUUCUCUAUGAAUGAUUGAUUAACAGAACUUUAUGUUUCUGUGAUUGUAAUUCAACUAUUUGAAACUCCAGUAAACUAAUUUCUUUGUAUUGGAGGAUUUGAUUUUAAUAAUAAUAAAAAUAAUAAAUUUUGAUUAUUA